AGAAAUAAAUAAUUAAUACCUUUUUUCGCGCUUGUGUGCUGAUAUUUGUUUAUGAUCAUUCGUACUUGUCUAUUUGAUCCGGAUAGUUAACCAAAAAAAUCUCUGAUAUAUUUAAUAUAAAUAUUAAUGUGUGUACUAUAUUACUGAAUAUGUAUUUACGAAAGAAAAAGAGAGAGAGAGAGAAAAAAGACGCUAAAUUCUACAGCGCGCUGAUUCUUUUUUUACAUCGCUUUGUUGUCAUUCGCGAAGGUGAGACUCGAGCGGCAGGUAGGCAGCCCGAGACACUCUGUGUUGUCGCAGUACUCUAUGGAACGCGGUCGCGAGAAGUACGUAUAUCAAGAGACGUGAAACGCAAUUUUCUUGACAAUUGACAAUUAUUAGUUUGUGCAAUUAAUUAAUUUUCACGAUUGACAACUCAAGAGCGUACCGAGGCGACGGCUAUCUAUCAAAGAUGGCCUGAGCCUCGGAGCAAAUCUUCCAUGGACCGUCCACGAAAAUCGGAGGAUGACUCGCUGCUGCCGUGCAUCUUUCCAGGGUUCCCGCGUCGACGAUGCCGCCGGCGAUCAGUUGUGAUCAGGAUGGAUCUGGGAUUGAUUCUAGCUCUGAUGAUGCUGAGCGCAGCCGGUGUCUCGUCCUCCCACAUGCCCGAGAAAUAUCCCAUAGAAGUGUACCAUAUGUUGCAAGAAAGAACGCAAUUUGGAAUGGGACGUGAUAAUAGGGUGAGAGGAACUUGGGGCACGUGGAGCUCGUGGAACGAAUGUUCCAGAUCAUGCGGCACUGGUGUCCAGUCUCAAUCACGAGAAUGCAUUCCUUUACGGAGACUUUUGAGGAGGCGAAGUAUUAUCUCGGAGAACGGUACGAGCACCGCCAGACCUAUUUGUAUCGGCACAUAUAAGCGCUACCACACGUGCAAUACGCAGGUAAGCCGAGACCUGCGGGCGGAACAGUGCGCCAAGUACAACGGGAGGAACUACAAGGGCCGCAGUUACGUCUGGAUACCUUUCAUAGACGCGCCGAACUCCUGCGCGCUCAAUUGCCGUGCAGUCGGCGAGCGUUUUUACGCAACGCUUGAACCGGCAGUAAUGGAUGGCACGCCCUGCGAUGCCCCGAAUCUUCGCGGACGCGGCAGCAACGGGAUUUCGACGGAACGCAACGGUGGCGAACGGUGGCUUUGCGUCGCCGGACAAUGCAAGUCUGUAGGAUGCGACGGGGUGGUGGGUUCCGGCGCGACAAUGGAUGCCUGCGGCGUGUGCGGUGGCCAAGGUAGGGGAUGCAGAUUGUUCGAAGGCAUCUUCAUGGAACCGAUCUUGCCUAAGGGUCAUCAGCAGGUGACCACGAUUCCAAAGGAUGCUAUGUCACUCAACAUAUCCGAGUUACGAUUCAGCAGCAAUUUUUUAGCGUUGAGGGACAGUAACGGCAGUUACAUCCUAAACGGACCGUGGUCUUACAGUCCCAGUGGAACUUAUAAAGCGGCUGGUACGACAUUAACAUACCAGAGGGGCGAUAGAAACCGUAUGGAGUGUAUCUUAGCGACUGGACCGUUGAACGACUCUUUGCAUUUAGAGAUUUUAUCCAUGGAGUUAAAUCCAGGCGUCUUGUACAAAUACAUGCUACCUAUGAAGGAAGUACCGGAAAGUAAAGCGGUGAUUGCACCGCCGCUGCUUGUCGCAGGAUCGAAUGAUCGGGGCAACGAGAUACCUAGUCCAGAUACUCAUGUGACCGUGCGGGUACCAGUUACAAAAAUAUCAGAUCGGCGCAGCGAUUUAUCUCCAACGCGUCGCGAUCGCGAUCCGCAUGACGGCGGACGGAAGGAAGAGAUGAAGCAUCCACCGACUACGGUGAUGGCGGGCGAUCAGCCAAAGUCAAAGACGACGAGGAAGAAGAGAAAAAGGAAGUUUGCUUGGAAAAUAAUCGGCUACGCUCCUUGCUCGAAAGAAUGCGGGGGAGGCAUACGUACGACGAUUCUAAAGUGCAUUCGUGAGAAUAGUCAGACAUCUGUCAACGAUAAACGUUGUCGCAACGUGGAAAAACCGAAUCAUCCUCCCCCGCUGCGAUGCAACGAUCAUCCUUGCGCCGCCAGAUGGCGAGCCGAGCAGUGGAGCCAAUGUUCGGUCACUUGUGGAGUCGGCAUCAGAACGCGAAAACUCGAAUGCAUUCAGGAGCUGAACGCAAGAUUGACAAUGCGCGUUGCUGCCGGUGCGUGCAUUCAACCGCCAGAUCUGAGCACCACGGAAGCUUGCAGUCUGCCAGCCUGUCCCAACGCAGGCCCAGAAUUGAGGCAUAUGCCCUCACAACACGACGCACCCAGGUGGGAUGUGGGCGUUUGGAGUCCGUGUUCGACGACAUGCGGUCGUGGAAUCCGAAAUCGAACGGUGACUUGCAUAACGUCCGGAGAAUCGUGUUCGUUAGCCAAUAAGCCGGAAUCCCAAAAAGCGUGCGAGAUUACGGCUUGUAACGCAGCAACGGACGUGGGACAUCAUGCACCCUGGCUGUACUCAGAAUGGUCUUCUAAAUGCUCCUCGGAAUGUGAAAAUGGUCUGAAAAUCAGACGAGUGGCAUGCGCUGACGGUAGCGAAUUAUUCUGCAAUCCCAAAGAGAGACCGGACACGGAGAUGCAUUGUUUCGAACGGGGAACGAACUGCGAUCGAGCCAAGUGGUUCACCGGUCCAUGGACUUCCUGUUCUGUUUCGUGCGGUGUCGGUAUGCAACAUCGAGAUAUCGCUUGCAUAGCAAAAGCGAAUGAUGAGUUUGUCGUACUAUCCGCGAAAAAUUGCAGUGAUCCGAAGCCAGUGACUAAACAAGUCUGCAGAAUGUCGACAUGUUCGCCGGAAUGGUUCACCUCGAAUUGGUCGACGUGUUCUGCAACAUGCGGAAUCGGAGUGCAAACACGGCUUGUACGAUGCAUCGUCGAGGGCAUCAGUAGCACCAAUUGUUCAGAAAUCACGAAACCAACCACAGAGCAACGAUGUAACACGGAGCCGUGUAAGAAGGAUGUGCCAGUAGUAAGCAAACCACCGAAAAAAAUGCACGAACCGUCCGAGUGCGUUGACAAGUAUCCGAAUUGCGCUUUAGUAGUAAAGAACGGUUUGUGCCGAAUCAAAUAUUACAAGCACUCGUGUUGCCAAUGCCGCCAAUAGCUGAGGCAGCAAUUUUGCGUUCAUUCACAAUUUUAUGAAUGCGAAGUUAGUGUUCAUUGAUUAAAAUAUAGAUAUCAUGUCACACAGGCAAUUCCUGCCAAGCGUAAGACUGCUACAGAGAGAUGAUCACAUAUGUAUAGUUUUAUUUAUAGUAAACGAAUAACAUAAUUCUCAUAGAACGGUAGAAUUUCCUUUUCUUUUUUUUUUUUCAAAGGACGUUUCGAUGAAUUAGAAAGAAUCGACGAAUUCAGAAUGCAGAGUUUAUUUCUUCGUCUUAAUCUUUCAUUUUAAUUCUACGAAUUUUCGAGUCAAUUUUUGGAGAAAUAUUGAAACUGUGUUCUGAAUGAAGGACAAAUAAAUAAAAUAAUAAUGAGAUAAAAAUAUAUAUAGAUAUCAGAAAAAAACAAAAAUAUCCUACAUUAAAAACGAUAAGCUUCUAUCUAUUCGGAUUAAAAAUAGAUUUUUUAAUGAUAGAAGUCCUCGAAAAACUAAUCUUGAUAUUUCCGAGAAUCUCAAACAUAGUGAGAAAGUUCAGAUUUUGUAUUGCUUGAUAUUGUCAGGUUUUUGUGUGUGAUAAUAUAUUGCGAUGUGUGAUAUGAUAUGUGCGUCCACCUGCAGAUACGUGUACGGAUCGUUUACAUCACGUCGCGUGCAUGUACGAGUCGAUAUCUGUGUUAUCAUCGCCGUGAACAGGAGAUGCAGGGCCGUAAUUUUAUCGAUUCGGACGAGCAUUUAUGCAUACACAAUAUUGACCCUGGUGCUUUUAUAUGCAGUAUCGCAAGCUUAAUUUUUAUGUGCUUUUUAUCAAGCGACUCGUUUGCUGUAUCCAAAGUGAAAGAAUAUGUGACAACCCCAUUCUUGAAGACCCGAAGUAUCUUGAAGAUUUUCGUAUAGAAAAACAAGAAGUCUCAUAUUUUCAUCCCUAUUUUAAUGUCAUAAUAUUUAACGAUCUGAUAUGUGCUUUGAGCGGUGUAGACUACGAAAACAGUCCGAUUAAAAAGUAAUAACAUUUUUGAAGAUGAACACGAAGAAGUCUCGAAUAUAUCCAAUUACGUCCCUGGAUAACGAGCUUCUCUUUGCAUGCACGUUUGCGCAAAACCUGUAUGCUCAUGGAAAUCUCCGAAGCUGCUAUAUCCGCCUCUGCAUCGAUCGCGUAAAACAAGAAACGAGUUUCCAAUGAGUCCGUAUUCCGGAAUCGACGUGAAACGAUGUAAAAGCCGUUGUGUCGAUUGUGUCGUUCGAGCGCACAGGUUUGCGUUAUACAGGAAAAAUAUGUCGCGAUAAAAAAUCGGCGUUACUUGUUUCUGAAGAGAAACAUUUUGUCACAGAAAUAUAAUUGUCUUCUAUGUUGAAAUGUAAAAAAUCAUCAGACGACAAUUUAAUGUGGCAACAUUACUGUGUCACGCUCGAUAUUCGAACAAACGAGCUUAAUCCAGACGGAAAGAAAUGUUCUUUUUUGUAAAUAAGUUUUGAAGAUACGUAGAUUAUUGUACAUACGAAUUGCGAAAUAAUGUAAUGAAAUACUAACGUCGCGAUAAAAUUACGAAAGCAUUUCUUCUAACAAAGCGUAAAUAUUUGUUAAUAUUUUCCUGCAUUCGUUGUAGCUUCGUGAUUCAAACAUUGAUGUCUUAUUAAGAAUUAAUAUAAUUUCUUUUUAGACAUAUUUUAUGUUAAUAACUGCUUUUAUAUAUAAGUUAAAAAAGUGUUGCAAAAAUUUUUAAUUGAUGUUUGAUUUACGAAAAUUGCAUGGUAAGAUAUUCAUUUUUCGAAUUAAAAAAUUUUGCGCGAAGCAAAUUUUCUUUAAUUGAUACUUAUAUUUCUAAGGUUUGAUCUCGAAGGAAUUACGAAUGUUAAAACUCUCGUUCUGCAUACAUCAUUAGGUAUCGAAUAAAUUCAUUCGAGUAAGUUGAUUGCAUGAUAAUAUAUACAGUAAUAGAAAUAUAUGCUUGUAUGUGCAGAUUACAUAAACUCGUUGAUAUAUAUAUUGUAUAUUUCGCGACGUCGAAAUGAAAAUUAGAGUGAUUCACUAUGUAUAUCGUCAGCAAAUUAAUUCGACGUUAAACUCGUUUCUAAUGCACCAUUAGAAACAAGCUGUUAACACUAUUAAAUAGUAUGAAGCAGUUUGGAUUAAUUAAUCCAAAUUGUAUCGAUUGAACCCUUUUACCAUUUCUAAAGAAUUAUUCGAAUGAAUUCUGUAUUGAAUUGUAUGCCUCAUAUCUUUUGUCUCGCUCAGAUUCUCUAUUUUUACAGCAAUUACAAAUUAUUUACACAAAA
Molecule: messenger RNA, 5411 nt
Organism: Formica exsecta
Lineage: Eukaryota; Metazoa; Arthropoda; Insecta; Hymenoptera; Formicidae
Product: thrombospondin type-1 domain-containing protein 4-like
Exons: 20
Coding region: 480-3137 (885 amino acids)
Biological process (GO): extracellular matrix organization
Cellular component (GO): extracellular matrix
Molecular function (GO): metalloendopeptidase activity
Source: RefSeq, a predicted model, not a curated record